Molecule: messenger RNA, 5208 nt
Organism: Pleuronectes platessa (European plaice)
Lineage: Eukaryota; Metazoa; Chordata; Actinopteri; Pleuronectiformes; Pleuronectidae
Gene: slc35e1
Product: solute carrier family 35 member E1
Exons: 6
Coding region: 63-1205 (380 amino acids)
Cellular component (GO): Golgi apparatus
Molecular function (GO): antiporter activity
Source: RefSeq, a predicted model, not a curated record
GCUUCCCUCCCCCGGUGCAGACACUCACUCUCCGCCGGUGCCUCGUCACUCCGCGCUGGAAGAUGGCUGCGGUGGAGCGGCCCCCUUUAAAGGAAGGGAUCCGGAUAGCGUCUCUGUGUGCGUGCUGGUACACGGUCAGCUCGGGGGGCAAUGUCAUCAACAAAAUCAUCCUGAACUCGUUCCCGUACCCGGUCACCGUGUCUCUGUUCCACAUCAUCUCCAUCGUCGUCUUCCUUCCGCCGCUCUUGCGGGCAUGGGGAGUCCCCAAAACAGAACUCCCCAGCAGGUACUACCGGUGGUACAUCUUGCCUUUAGCCUUCGGGAAAUACUUUGCAUCCGUGUCGGCGCACUUCAGCAUAUGGAAGGUGCCGGUUUCAUACGCACACACGGUCAAAGCCACAAUGCCAAUAUGGGUUGUGCUGCUAUCAAGAAUUAUCAUGAAAGAGAAGCAGACCACAAAGGUGUACACUUCACUCAUCCCCAUCAUUGGUGGAGUGCUGCUGGCCACGGCGACUGAGAUGUCGUUUCAUGUUUCAGGAUUAAUCAGUGCACUGGCUGCCACGCUUUGCUUCUCUAUGCAGAACAUCUUCUCCAAAAAGGUGCUGCGCGACACAAGGAUCCAUCACCUGAGGCUUCUCAACAUCCUGGGCUUCAAUGCCGUGAUCUUCAUGCUGCCCACCUGGGUUCUGGUGGAUCUCUCUGUGUUCCUUGUUAACGGAGAAAUGUCAGACAUCUCGGGAUGGACUGGUACCUUUUGCCUCCUCCUCAUCAGUGGCUUCUGCAACUUCGCCCAGAACGUCAUUGCAUUCAGCGUGCUCAACCUCGUCAGCCCGCUCAGCUACGCCGUCGCCAACGCCACCAAGAGGAUCAUGGUCAUCAGCAUAUCACUGCUAAUGCUGCGCAACCCAGUCAGCCUUAUUAACAUCAUGGGUAUGAUGACGGCCAUAGUUGGAGUCUUCCUCUACAAUAAGGCCAAGUACGACGCAAACAAGGAGAAGAAGCUGCUGCCGAGCUCCAAGCAGGACCUGACGUCCUUUGACAACCCGGCGCUGGAAAAGAUCCAGGCCAACGGGUCAGUGCCUUUCUCCCACGGCUCAGAACAGCUGCAGCAGCACAACUGGAACAACGUGCUGACUGACCACUUUCAGUACAGCCGGCAGACCCACACGACAAACUUCACCAGCAACCCGCAGUACGUGGUGUAACGCAGGAGUCUGUGCUCGCGCCGGGUCGCUGUCAUAGACAUCACUCUGUAUCGCCGGCCCCCUGCCCCCACCGCAGCAGCGGGUCACCUCUGCCCCGCCUCACACUUGAAAGUGAAGGCAAGUGCUGUUUGUCCUGAACGAUCAAGGAAAGAGUUGGUGUGGAUGGCCCAGAUACCUGACCUCUCCCAUGCUCCUCCCGGUCUAAACUUCACUUCCUGACAGCUUCAUCGUUUUGCCUGUUUAUUAAUUAGUUCUCACUGUAUGGGAUAGUUUGAGCAAGAACCAAACUCAUUUCAGACAGUUUCAGACAUUUUGGUUAAAAAAUGAAUCCAUGUGAUCCAGGCAGAUGAAUGUGAAAUGUGGUUGAUCGGGCAUUAAUCCUCACUGUUUUGAAAAUGUUAGAGUUUUGUUUUCACAAACAGCCAUACAGGGUUUUAUUUGUUUUUUUUGUCAGAGGAAAAGAUGUUGGCUGUAAUAUUUCAUCGGAUCAUAAUGAUUUGAUUUUAGGCAUUUCACGUUAAAGAUUGUCUUUUUUUCUUCAUGAGGCAUUUGUCAUGAUGUUAAGAGAAACUAAGUGUUUAAUUUGUCCAAAGUCUCCAGAGGCAGAUUGGAUUUGUUUGUGGACUGUGGAGGAUUUUAAGUCGAUGGUCACCUGAAAAAAAGUUUGAUGCAAUGUCAGUUUAGUGCUUUGGAUCAGGCUGAAAUAUGUCAACAACUCAGUAGAGCGCAUAUCCCUUGAAUUAAGUCAAGCAGCACCAAAUUGCGUAUACUCAUAGAUAUAAGUUCCCUAAAAAUGCCAAAUAUUUUCAUCAAGAUCCAUGAAUUAUUUCUUGAGAAAAACAUAGAUAUUCCUGGAUCAAAAAGCAAAAAAAAUUACUGAAUUCUUUCUUCUUUCACACAACAUCCUACCAACGAGUUUUCUUGGAAAUCCGUCCAGUACUCUGGUGUAUCAUCCUGGUAUCAGACAGACGAAUAAACCCAUGCAGAUGAAAACGUAACCUCCUAACCCUAACCCUAACCCUAACUAUUUGAGAAGUUUCUAAUGAAAUUUGAACAUGCAUUCUUGGUCCUCGGGAUGAAUCCCACUCACCUAACACGUCAGAAAAAUGUCAAUUUGUCUCAUGCUUUGAUUUAUUUACAAAACAAAUAUUCGCUAAGGUCUGGACGAUAUGGCCACUAUUUGACAUUAUUUAUCUCAAGUUCAAAUAAGGAUUUUUUAAAAACUACUUUAUGAGCAAAGAAUCAGAAACACUUGAUAAACAGCUAAACUUUUUAUGAAUUUGAGGUUGAUCAAUUUCCCGUUAUUUCCGAUAAUUGUUAUAAUUUUAUCGCUCCGUCCUAACAUGGAUGUCCAUCUCUUUGAAUUGAGACAAAUGUUUCUGCAGUGAGACCGUUUUUGUCGCUCUCACAGACGUCUCCUUCAUGCUAACAAGGAACUAAAUGUUUGUUUUCAUGGACCAUUAAUGUAAAAAGUAGAAAUUAAUAUUUGAUUGAUCAAAACAAAGCAUCCCUAUAUGCAUAUUGCAGAAUACUCGUGAUUCAUCUUUCUUAGAAGUCUUAACAUGUAAAAUGUAAAGGAUGUAAAAAUGAAUUGAUAUAAAACGAUCCAUAGUGUUUAUUUGGUUGAUUAUUAGUAUAUUUUGAUCUGUUAAGCUUCUCAGGCAGUGACAUCUUUUAUCUCCUUUCUGUUGAUUUACUAUUAUUUUUUCAGCCUGAACCAAAGCUGCUCUAUCGUGUUUUCUUGUUUUUUUUAACGGGUUCAAGUCGAGUUUACACAUCAUGAAACAACUACAUGUGUGAUGCAGAUUCUGACUAUCUGUCAUGUGACUUCACAGUCUCUCUGUUUAACGUCAACCGACAGACUUUGAUUUAAAAUGACACGUGCAUGAAAUCAGAGGUUGGCUCUUUGAAAUGAAAGAUUCAGCUGUAAUUUUAGGUGAACCUGAGGCUUGAUUAUCAUUAUUGAUAAUUGAUAAGCAUUUUCGAUUGAAAGGCCUUUUUCUAACUGCUUGAACAAUUUCAUUUAGGAAUCGAUCACAUUGUCUCCAAGCAUGUUUUCUUCGGUUGUCUCUGAUGCACCCUGAGCAUCUCACUGCAGCAAUAGAAGGGUUUUAUUUUUUCCUCUGUAACUUAACUUUGAAAUCAGCUUUGUAUAGUUUUGGUGAAAACACCACAUUACUUUUUGAAGUGCCAUUUGUAGCCAGCGAGCUUGUUUUUUUUUAGUCCCUAAUUCAUAGUGCAGUUAUAUUUUAUUAAUAUGACUUUUUUUUUUGUCAAAGUUUACUGUGUUUGCCUUCUCCCAUAGUUUUUAAAACACUUUCACAGUAUUUAGUUCCAAACUGAUCCUGCACCGAUCGCUCUGGGAUUUUUGCGUUCUGGGCCUCUGAGCCGAUUCUGUUCGUCUUUGGGACUUUCACUUUCAGUUUGGAUUCGCAGGGGAAAUGAUCUGUAACUGCUGAUGCUGUUUUUGGGGAUGUUGGGAUUACAAAGCUGCGGUGGUUUUUCUCCAGAAAGGAGAGAAAUCGCAUAGGCUUUGAUAGAAAACCAAAUGUCAGGUCCUGUUUUAAAGAAAUCGUGACUGACAGAAAAGUGGGAACACCUGAGUGGUGAAAUGUUGGUUUACACAGCCCUGAUUACAAUGACAAAUUUAAUGUCAGGCUGCUGCUGUAGCUCUUUGUGUUGACAGAUGUGCACUUAGUUGCGGCUGCUGCACUGUAUUCAAUUUAAACGUAUGAGCAGAAAUAUCCUACAGAGUUGAGCAGCUGAUGAGUUGUUGAGAACUGAAACAGAGUUGAAAGAGGAAUCGAUUGUCAUUUCAUUUCAACUCCAGUUGUCAAAAUCUGAUUUAAAGCUGAACCGUCGAUCAAUUAAAAAGCCUUAGAAGUCAUUAAAAACCAGCGUUUUGCUACAAUAUGCAAUGAAGAAACUCAAACUAUAAUGAAUCCUGAACCGAUUUAUGAAUAUUUGUUACAACAGCAGCUCUUCUGGGAUCAUGGGUAAUAUCCACCAUUGGGUUUUAGUUCAGUAAGAGAGACGAUGCAGGCUUUGGGUUUCUCUCUAAUCACCACAUAUGGCUGCAGAGGGCGCUGUUGCUCAGUUGAAGUUACAUCGCGUUGCAUGAACUCAAAUUGACCAGUAGUCAAGACAUUUCAGUACAGACACGUGUUAAGACGAGUCUCCCUCAUCUCCACAGCAAACCAGCUGAGAUGUGAAGUUUCAUGCUCUCCUGGACAAAACGCAAUCUGGUUGAAUUUUAAAUGUCAAUGAGAGUGACUUGACUCAGCAAAAAUUUGCACAUAUCUCGUAAUUUAACAAAUAACAUUAUGUCAAAUGAAACUACAAUUUCAUGUUGUAGGAAUGUAAUGUCUGUGUGUAAUCUGCAUCUCAGAGUUUGCACUCAUUUCCCAAAAUGUUGUGCUUUGAAUGAAGCAGCAACUAAAGCCAGUGGUCAUUCGGAUGCUUUGAAGGAAAGGAAGUCUGGUGCAAACAGCAUUUGGACAUUUUGUCGCUCCUGCAGCUCCUGUUCUAGACUCUUCAUUUGUUUUCUUCAUGUCCGUCCUCGUGCUGCCGAGAGCAAGAGCGUCACUUCCGAUGCUGAUGCACUGCAGCGCCGAGGCUCCGUUCACAGGUCGACAAGGCAUCAAAUUUAUAAACCUCAACGUGUGGGAGACGCGUUGAAGUUUAUAAAUGUCCACCUCACUUGAACUCUUGAGUUGGACGCCGGCUCUCUGCUGAAAAGCCUCUUCCUGGGAUGUAAAUGUAGACGAGUGGACAAAGAGGUCGACCCUUUGUAAAAGUUGUAUAAUUAUUAUUUUUGUGCAUCUUUAAUGGAUCUCGAGGAAGAACUUUUCUUAACCGAUGUUUAUAGAUUUUUAUUUAUGAUGUCACGGUUUGAACAUGUUGUACAGAAGUGCAGCUCAGCACAGUCUCGUCUGCUUAUGUUUAGUAAUUGCUAUUUUUAAAUGUUGGGCAGGGGGGGGAAUAAAUGCAUCAUGGAAUACUG